Botrytis porri is the source of this 729-nucleotide messenger RNA. RefSeq lists its product as uncharacterized. NCBI's taxonomy places the organism in Eukaryota, Fungi, Ascomycota, Leotiomycetes, Helotiales, Sclerotiniaceae. Bases 1 to 729 code for a protein of 242 amino acids. The record is from RefSeq and is a predicted model, not a curated record. The transcript is spliced from 3 exons. Gene Ontology annotation, molecular function: monooxygenase activity; iron ion binding; oxidoreductase activity, acting on paired donors, with incorporation or reduction of molecular oxygen.
AUGAAAGCUAGACAAAAGGAACUUGCUGAGGGAGGAAAAGAUAAAGGCAGAGCUCGCAAUACCCAAGGUCAAUUGUUCAUCAAAGAUCAUAUUCGAGCCGAAUGUAUGUUAUUAUUUACCGCCGGUGCUGAUACUACCGGCACAAUAGUGGGAGCAAUGAUGGCCUACCUUCUUUCCAACUCUACAGUUUACACUAAAAUGGUGGCUGAGAUUGACGCCGCUAUUGACAAUGGUGUAUUAUCUACCCCUGUCCCGGCAGCGGCAGAAGUUUCCAAGAACUGUUUAUACUACGUUGCUUGUGUCAAAGAAUCCUUACAUUUAUGUCCUUCAGCCCCUAAUAUCUUCCCUCACCUUGUCCAAGCUGAUCAUGCUCCACUUGUAAUUAACGGGAAAACCAUUUCAGUUGGAACUAAAGUUACCAGUACUACGUACAUGGCGAACCGUGAUCCAGUAGUUUAUGGAAAAGACGCGGAUGAAUUCAGACCCGAAAGAUGGUUGGAAAACAACGGAGAAGCUGGUAAAGUGUUCGAUAAAUAUCUUGCUACUUUCGGAUAUAGCAUUCGAAGUUGUUUGGGUAAGGAUCUUUUUUUCCGAGUAUUCAAUCCACGACUGUGCCUCUCAAGCAAAGAAACUCUAUCCCCAAAACGUAUUUUGGUUGGCGCUAUGUUUUAUUGGGAUGAUAUUUGGAUGAAGCUUGAGAAAAGAGAUAUUUCUGGAUUCACCUGGUAA